AUGUCUGGCACUGCCGAGCCGUUCUACCUGCGCUACUACUCAGGUCACUCCGGACGCUUCGGGCACGAGUUCUUGGAAUUCGACUUCCGCGUAGUCGGCGACGGACGCUCUGCCAUAGCACGCUAUGCGAACAACUCCAACUACCGCAAUGACUCCCUUAUCCGCAAAGAGAUGUGCGUGAGUGCCUUGAUGGUACAGGAGAUCAAGCGCAUCAUCAAGGACAGCGAAAUCGUCAAGGAAGACGACACCAAGUGGCCCCAGAAGAACAAGGACGGCAGACAGGAACUCGAGAUUCGAUUGGGUAGCGAACACAUUUCGUUCGAGACGGCGAAGAUCGGCUCCUUGGUGGAUGUGAACGAGUCGGAAGAUCCAGAAGGACUCCGUGUCUUCUACUACCUGGUUCAAGACCUCAAGGCUCUGGUCUUCUCGCUCAUCUCACUGCACUUCAAGAUCAAGCCCAUCUGA
This is a messenger RNA of Zasmidium cellare ATCC 36951, 465 nucleotides long. RefSeq lists its product as uncharacterized. Lineage: Eukaryota; Fungi; Ascomycota; Dothideomycetes; Mycosphaerellales; Mycosphaerellaceae. Gene Ontology annotation, cellular component: nucleus; exon-exon junction complex. The record is from RefSeq and is a predicted model, not a curated record. Bases 1 to 465 code for a protein of 154 amino acids. The transcript has 7 exons. Gene Ontology annotation, biological process: RNA splicing.